CAGACUGUGCGCACUGUUGACCUCCGCACACAGUGUUGGUUCAUCGGGAUUUCUCAUAAUAGCCUCACUUGAGGAUUUCGCCUUCUUUGCGCUUUCUUUGAGGGGAUAAGUGCUGCUUAACCUCUCCAACUAUAUUUAAUACAAGUAUUAUUAUAACUAAAGGAUACGAGUGAGGACACAGCAUGCUGUCGUCCCUAAAGACCCUGCUGCUGUUCUCGGUCCUGUGCACACCGACCUCCAGCCUGUGCCUCCGUCUCUACCAGACGCGCCCCGACCUCCUCUGCGACGACCAGCUGGCAGUCGGGGUCCGGAAUGACCAAACUGAGCCUGGUUACUCCACUGUGGACGGCUGGGGGUCCCUCAUGCAGUCCGCGGAGUAUCUCUCCUCCUCCUCCACGUCGUCGUCCUCUUUCUCCUCUGCUGAAUCCAGUCGGGAAAAAAGGACUUCAAGUCCCGCAAACUACCGCUUCUUGAGCCGGACCAAGCUCAGGGGCCAGAUGCUCCGCAACAGCAACAAAGGGGACCGGAGGAGCAGACUGACCCUGUCCCUGGACGUCCCGACCAACAUCAUGAACGUGCUCUUCGAUGUGGCCAAGGCCAAAAAUCUGCGAGCCAAGGCGGCGGAGAACGCGCGUCUGCUGGCGCAAAUUGGACGGAGGAAAUGAAACGUGGACAACUUUCAUUUAACAGACAGCCAUGACCAGUGUUGGCCUCUCAAAGUCUAAUAAAUUAGCAUCUCUUAUCAUCCAAGUAAACAUCCAUUUGUUUCUCCGGGGGAACGAUGCCGUGUUUAAUAAUACACAGGCUUUAAAUUAAAUUCAGCUGUUCGCCUGUAAAAGGAAAUAAUCUCACGCCUUCUUUUCUCCAGAUCAAAUCACUGAGACCAUUUCCAACAGCAAAGGCACGUUUACUAUAUAUAUAUAUUCGUAGGAAAGGGAACUUAUGAAAAAGUAGAUAACUAUGGAAAAUGUUUUAAAACCAGGUUAAAUAUUACAGAAGAUAUGAGCGGAUACAUUAGCUGUUGCUGCCUUCUUUUAAAAGUAAUUGAUUGAUUUAUUUUUAAAUAAAUAUGUUUAUUUAUGCAUUUAUUGCGAAUAAUCCACCUAUAUUAAAUUACAAACUUUCUCAAGUACUUUGUUAUAGCAGACAAACAAAGUGACUAAAACACGUCCUCAGCUUUUCGGUUAAAUUAAUGUUUAAUGUGAUUGUUUUGCCCAGACUCAAUAAAUUCAAAUAACUGGACGCGAUGAGCAAAGCAGCUGGUUUUGCUUACAGCAAUAAAUAAAUAAAUAUUAAAAAAUGCAGCACUGUUGCAUAAUCUAAUAAUAAUUUGAUGUCCUGAGAAAUGUUUUUUUUUAUUCCAGGAUAUGUGUUUUUUUUUUCUCU
Molecule: messenger RNA, 1386 nt
Organism: Pelmatolapia mariae (spotted tilapia)
Lineage: Eukaryota; Metazoa; Chordata; Actinopteri; Cichliformes; Cichlidae
Gene: ucn3l
Product: urocortin 3, like
Exons: 2
Coding region: 183-665 (160 amino acids)
Biological process (GO): digestion; adenylate cyclase-activating G protein-coupled receptor signaling pathway; cellular response to nutrient levels
Cellular component (GO): extracellular region
Molecular function (GO): corticotropin-releasing hormone receptor 2 binding; hormone activity
Source: RefSeq, a predicted model, not a curated record